Messenger RNA from Balaenoptera musculus (blue whale), 1888 nucleotides. It is a transcript of the gene UBTD1, whose product is annotated as ubiquitin domain containing 1. The transcript has 6 exons. The record is from RefSeq and is a predicted model, not a curated record. NCBI's taxonomy places the organism in Eukaryota, Metazoa, Chordata, Mammalia, Artiodactyla, Balaenopteridae. Gene Ontology annotation, molecular function: protein binding. The coding region runs from base 184 to 1164 and encodes 326 amino acids.
CAGGAGCGCGGAGCAGCCGACCACCACGCCGCCUCCGGUGCAUGGGGCCCGGCUGAGGAGCCAGCAUGGGCAACUGCGUGGGGAGACAGCGCCGGGAGAGGCCGACCGCCCCAGGACACCCCCGCAAGCGAGCAGCUGCCUAAAUUUAUACUUUGAAGAAUUCUCUCUGCUGUCUUUGUCUCCAUGUCCUGGAGGAGUCAUUCGCUGGGCCCUGCUGGUUCUUCCUUCAGCAGGUCUUACAAACCUGCCCCUUGUCACCUCAAGGCCAACUCAUCUCCCAGACUGAAGUUAGUUCCCCACCAAAGACUAUUUUCAUCACAGCAGCCAGAGAGAUGCUGUAAACUGAAUUCUUUGAGGCCUGGUUUGAAGUUAUUUUCCUACAAAGAGGAUUUGCAUUUCCUUCGGCUAACCCAGGAACACUUCAGAUUAAAUGUCUGGCUUGAGAGUUUUCUGUCUGCACUGGUAACGGCAAACCCACAGGAGGGCCGUUUGUGGAUUCAGUCUGACCUGAGGUGGAACUCUCACUCUGUCACUUACUGUGUGACCUCGGGACGCAACGAGCCCCUGAAGAAGGAGCGGCUGAAGUGGAAGAGCGACUACCCAAUGACCGAUGGGCAGCUGCGGAGCAAGAGGGAUGAGUUCUGGGACACAGCGCCCGCCUUCGAGGGCCGCAAGGAGAUCUGGGACGCCCUCAAGGCUGCCGCCUACGCAGCCGAGGCCAACGACCACGAGCUGGCUCAGGCCAUCCUGGACGGAGCCAGCAUCACCUUGCCUCAUGGCACCCUCUGUGAAUGCUACGAUGAGCUGGGCAAUCGCUACCAGCUGCCCAUCUACUGCCUGUCGCCACCCGUGAACCUGCUUCUUGAGCACACUGAGGAGGAGAGCCUGGAGCCCCCCGAGCCCACCCCCAGUGUGCGCCGAGAGUUCCCGCUGAAGGUACGCCUCUCCACGGGCAAGGACGUGAGGCUCAGCGCCAGCCUGCCUGACACGGUGGGGCAGCUCAAGAGGCAGCUGCACACCCAGGAGGGCAUCGAGCCAUCCUGGCAGCGAUGGUUCUUCUCUGGAAAGCUGCUCACAGAUCGCACGCGGCUCCAGGAAACCAAGAUCCAGAAAGAUUUUGUCAUCCAGGUCAUCAUUAACCAGCCCCCGCUGCCCCAGGACUGAGGAGCCCACGGACCCCUGGGCAGAGAGACCAGGGAAGGCCUCUGCAGGGCUGAGAGGCCUCCCGGCUGGAGCACUAGUCACCCCCACCCUGCCGCUGCCUUUGAGAGCCGUUCUUUUCUCCAGGGGAGCCUCCCGUGUAUGGCUGCCGGGCGAGCCCUGAGGGGACCCUGCUUCCCAGGGACUCCAUGGGCCACCAGUGCCCAGCACGCAGGAAACAGUGUGCUGCCACACACAGGCCUUGCCAACCUUGUCAGAGUAAAGGCAAACCAGGGUCCUCCACCCUGCCUCUCUCCCGCGGCAGGUUCAAGCCACGAGGGCCAGCCCGGAGGCCCCUGGAGCCCAGAUCUGUCAUCUGGUGCUGCCGGCUGUGCUCACUCCGGUUUUCUGCUCAGGGUCUGAAGCAGCUGCUGUCUCCCUCCCUUGCCCCUACCCCCUGACUCUGCCCUGGGCCCAGUGCCAGCCCCCCAGAGGGGAGGGGACCACUCGUGAGCCCCGGGGGUGGGGAGCCCGAGGCCGGCCUCUGCCUCUCCCGGCCCCCAGCACAGCUGGCAGAGAUGAGGUGGUGGCCGAUGGCUGGGCUGUCAUGGCAGAGGCCUGCACAGGGCCAUCUCCUGGCUGUAACCCCGGCAGUGGGGGGUCUGCAGCCCGCUCACGGCCCCGCAGCAGGUCCCUGUGUGCAGACACGUCUGCAUAUUUAUCAAUAAAGCCUUUUGCUCCUUCCUUC